This is a messenger RNA of Protopolystoma xenopodis, 219 nucleotides long. Lineage: Eukaryota; Metazoa; Platyhelminthes; Monogenea; Polystomatidea; Polystomatidae. The record is from the annotation of a GenBank genome assembly.
AUGAUCCGCGAAGGUCAUCCUAGAAGUGAUAAAUUCCGUGAAGCAAUAGAUGAUCUCUGGAACCAUUUGGAACGCCUUCAAAAUGCUGUCGCUGAGAGACAACGCUUGAUUGAUGAAAACGAAGUCGCCCAAAAAUAUCUUUUUGAUGCUAGUGAGGCUGAAGCCUGGAUGGGCGAACAAGAACUUUAUUUGAUGGGGGAUGAGAAAGCUAAGAAUUAA